This is a messenger RNA of Pseudo-nitzschia multistriata, 2007 nucleotides long. The record is from the annotation of a GenBank genome assembly. Lineage: Eukaryota; Bacillariophyta; Bacillariophyceae; Bacillariales; Bacillariaceae.
CUAUACUUUUUCUUCAGCUGUUUUCCGAGUAAUACGAUCACUACGGUGAUCCAAACAGAGCCUCAGAUCACCCCCACGCGGAUCUCAUUGUUUCACGUGGACAAGGAUAAUGACACGCAAGCUUCGGUCCAAAUCAUCCGUAUCAGUACUGCUGUUGCCCCUUCUCCUCUUCCUUUCACCAUCCGAGUCGUUUUCGAUUUCGUCAAAGGAUACAGUUCGAACGACAGGGAGAAACCGCAAUCCAUUGGGGAUGACGAAUAGUGCGGACGACGGUGGAGAAACACAGCAGCAGCGACGAUUGUUUGCCGGAUUUGAUCUCGGGACUUCUGGGUGCAGGGUGUCGAUCAUCGAGGCAUCGCCUACCGGUGGUUUWUGCGAAGUCUACAACGACUCUGUGACGUGGAAGGAAUGCGGAAAAGCAAAUGGCGCCGAUGUCGAGGAAGGCCGGUACGACGAUCCCGGAUCCUGGUGGAUUGCCAUCGAUGCCCUCUUGAAGGGCUGUGCAUCGACUUCGUCUUCUUUGGUGGAUUCCAUUGCGAGCAUUUGUGUUUCGGGCACAUCCGCCAGUUGCCUGAUGGUGGAUCGAAACACACUGGAAGUGACAAGGAAUCCACGAAUGUACAACUAUGACGUUGUCACAUCGUCGUCCUCCAUGGACGAUACGAGCGGAGUGCGGGCUGUGGAAUUGUUGGAAAAACAUCUCCCUCCGAAGCACACCGCACGAUCCAGCACCGGGUCCUUUGCAAAGCUCGUAAAGUGGAUAUUGCAAUCGCCCCUGAAACGGAGCGAGGUUUUGUGUCACCAAUCCGAUUACAUCUCCACAAAAUUGAUGUUCAACRCAAAGAGAACAACGCAGAUUCAGCCACAGAGUGACUGGCAGAACUGCCUCAAACUUGGAUACGAUGUGCGAAACCUGUGCUGGCCGUUGGAAGAUUGGAUGGAAUCGUGCUUGAAGGAUGCAAUGGUGAUUUCCGGGGAUGGYAUCGAGACGACUGGAGAUAACAGCGAGGAAGAUCGURUGCUARGGAUUUUACCGACCAAAGUUGUUUCCCCCGGAGCACCGCUGGGAUGCAUUAGCGAAACAGCAGCGGACGAACUGGGAUUGUCCAGGGACGUGACAAUAGUUGGUGGAACGACCGAUUCGAAUGCGGCAUUCUAUGCGGCUGCGGCAUCCGGGUCUAUAUCUUGCUCCGGCAGCGGCAUCGACGACGGCAUCACGAUACCUUAUGGGACCGCCGUUACCAGCCUCGGAAGCACGACGGCCAUCAAGUUCCUGUCAAAGACCUACGUGGAAGACUCUACCCUGGGUGUGUACAGCCAUCGGUUUCCGGCGAGGGAAAUUUUCUCGACCACGACCGCAAACGAGGCCGGCAACCAGGCCGAUCUCGACCAAGGCCAACACGAAGAAGCGUGGCUUGUGGGCGGGGCUAGCAACGUUGGUUGUGCGGUCUUCCGGGCUCUGGAUUUCACCGACGACGAACUGAAAAGCCGGAGCGCGGACAUCGAUCCUUCUACGGAUUCCGAGGCGUAUCUGCGGUACAAGUACUACCCAUUGCUGCCCGGGAAAGUCGGAGAACGAUUUCCUACGGCAGAUGCCACCAAGAAAUCGGUCUUGGAACCGAUUCCCGCAGACACUUCURGCGAUUCCAGGACSGAGUACCUGAAGGGUUUGUUUCAGAGCAUUACCACCGAGGUCGAACGYAAAGGAUACGAAGUCUUGCGGGAUUUGGGCGCUUCCCCGCCCUUUCCUACAGUCAUCACGACCGCCGGCGGUGGAUCGAAAAACCCGGUUUGGACCUCGCUGAGGGAACGGAUAAUGAACGAUGGCGUUGACAGCGGUGGCAGCAUGGUAGCCGUCAAAAAAGCCGAAAACUCCGAAGCAAGCUACGGAGCCGCGUUGCUUGCUGCCGCUGGAAUCCGUCUGCGAAAAUAGAAWGAUUCGUUGAGGGAGCCUACGGWGCAAUACCGAAAUCAUUUCAAACCUAGAAAUAGAUUGUAUUUGAUAUG